AUGGAGGAAAGGUACAAAAACCAUGUUUCUGGAUUGUACUUGCUAUGCCCAACGAUCCCACCGAGAGUCCUUUCUAACGAGCAAUGGUGGGAGGUUAUCAAAGAGUUGAGUGGGCUAACCCACACAAUACCAAUGUUAGAAGACAAAUUUAGAAAGUCCUCAAUAAUCCAGCUUGAGUAUUUGAUUAUUCAGUUCAUACAGUCGAACCCACCUUUUUUGGCACUCAGGUGGUUAAUGAAUGUUUACUCUCUUACAAAUAACUAUGUAAAGCUGUCAGUUGGGAGAUUACUUGAGGAGACAAUGCUAAUAUUGUACAGAUUUACCGGCACUCAACUUCAAGAUAUGGACUUGAACAAACUUAAGCAUCAUAAUAUUGGAAUAGAUCAGCAAUCAUUGGGAUCAAUACAAUCAGACACUGAUAGUGAAUUGUGUUCAAAGUUAAAUAAUGGCAAUAUAUUGGAUAUCAUAAAUUCACAAACCAGAGAAAUCCAGCCAAGCCAUGUUAUCAGCUCCUUUUAUGUAAUCCAGACGCUUUUGAGGCUUGAAAUCCUAGAAACCAGAAAACAUUUUCCUGGACUGAUUAAAUGUCUUCCCCAACUUCUAAUACAUGUUGAUACAAGUAUGAGAGAUGCUGCAAAUGAGUGUUUACUUUCAGUACUAUCUUUAGGCGUUCCUGGAUACUCUCUUUCUGACCAACUUUUAAAUUCUCUUAUUUCAGGAGUAAGGAUUUUGCUGGAAUUCGAUGAUUCUUUAAAUUUAGAACGCACAAUGCAAUCUAUUGCUGUGAUUCUAAUUCAGCAACCAAAACUCGCAAAUGUUAAAAGACAAGAACUACUUAAACUUAUUGUCAACAUAUCAUCAUCUCUCAAUUCUGGUCAAAAUAGCAUUUUAAAAACUUCCAGUUUGAUAGAAUCUAUUUCAUGCUUACUUGCUAGCUCCACGAUCUCGCAAUUUUCGUCUUCCAAGAAUGACUCUGAUCUUUAUGACUCCAUUGAAUACAUUGCAGGAUUCUCUAAUAUUCAGUUUUCCUCUUAUGGGCUCGGGUCUUACCCCAUUCAGGGAGAGUAUUUCAGAAUAAUCCUAGCUAGCUCUAUUCUCAAGAUCCUAAACUCUCAAGCAUUGCAAAAAACCCCAAGUAUAUUUCAAUUAGAACGUGUCUGGAAUCUUCUUCUUGAGCAUUUGCAAACACACUUUAUUAGGAAACACAUCACUGAAAAUCUUCAAUGGCUCACAAAUAACCACUGGGUUUUCCUUUGGACCCAAAUUCUCAAAAGAGUUCUUUUGAUAACUCUACUAUCAAUACAAGACAACUUCUCAAUGCAGAAUGUUGGGCCAAAACAUGCUGGAAUGGCCAUAUGGACCAAAUUUGAACAGUUUCUGACUCCUCUUUCCAAAAUCUCCCCAAGGAUCUCUCUGGAGUGCAUUCUUGAACUAGUUUCUUCUUCUAAAUACAACAACUGGAUUUGGAAACUCAACAAAGAAUUUUUUGAGCUUUUUUUAAGUUGGGUUUUUCGUAUUUCCCUCACUGAGAACUUUGAAAUAUCUUUGACAAGUUAUCUUUCUGGUCAUAUUUCUGCCAUUUUGACUCACCAAUACUAUUUUUCGUCUCAAGAUCAUCAUAAAGACCAACUUUUAAUCGAAAAUAUUCAAUUAAUCAUUUUGAAUUAUAUAUCCUUCACUAAAGAGAAGAUUCAAAUUAGCAAAAGUGAAAUUGAAACUACUGAAUUCUACGAAACUUUGUUACAUAACUCACACUUCCUAAUAGGGUUCUCCAAUUCCUGCUCAAAUCCUCUAAUUAAUAUUGCCAUUCUCACCCAUGUUACUGACUAUCUUGUGGAAUCCCCAGAUAUUCAAGUCUUUUCAAACCAAAAAAACUCAAAUGAAAAACUUUUUAUUUUCAAUAAUAUAUUCCUCCUCGUCCAAAACUUGCUAGCUAAUAUUCUUCACUUGAACAAAACUCAAUAUAAUGAUACUGAAUCUAAGUCUGAAGUUGUGGUUUCCAAACUUUACUUACUAGUCCCAAUCUGGAAAAACAUACUAUCCAAUCAGACAAUAGAGAAAAUAGUCAUCCUUAUUGAAUCUCUCUCAGAAUCAUGUGAAAGAUUUCAACUUUUAAUGGAAAAUAACGAAUCUGAAACUUGGACAAUCUUUGAUGAUGAAAAAGAAAACCCUGUAAUGUUUUUAUUUAAAGAUCUCAAACAAUGGCUAGCUCUUUUGUGGACUACAAUUGAAUCUUUUCAUCUUUACAUUGAACUUAUAGAAGUCUCAAACCAAGAUAAAAAACCUCAAACAGAAACAUUUAAAUUAGAAAAGUUUCUUAUGAAGGCUUGUUUCUCUAUAGUAGAAUGUCUUCUUCCUUUUAUACCUAUAAGCUGGACCAAGUUCUUCCCAGAAACCAAAGAUACCUUCUCAGCUUCUGAAAUUAACCCUGAACUUGGCUCAAUAUUAUGCUCUCCUUCCAGCUCCCUAGAAGAUGUUGGAGAGUAUCUCAGAAACUCUUCAUUCUCCAAAGACACAAUUGAACCACCAUUUGGAACUAAGUUUAAUGAUAAACAAGAGGUUUUUCUUCAAACUAUUGAAAAGUUUAUUUUCCCUUACAUUGGUGAUCAAAAUUGUUUUUCAAGAUUCAUUCAUAUUAGUGCUUUGAUAAUGUCUCUAAAACUUUCAGUUUAUAAGCAACUCAACAAAAGUCUUUUUUCAUAUAUAAACCACCCUCCUAUUUCAAACAGAUCAUUAGUUAUGCUUGUUUCUGAUUUGGCAUCAGAUCAAAUACUAAUGUUAGAUUUGAAUAUUCCAUCUGAAGUUUUCCCGAAUUCUAUUGUUUCUAAUGUUAAGGUUAGAGAUCCCAACCACCAAUCCGUAGUUUUAAUCCCAAACGACAUCCUAACUCUUCCUGAAUGCAAUACCUAUAUUUCCAGCCAAAAUGACUAUCAGACUAUUUUAAAACUUGGCCUUUUGGAAUCCAUGAAAACUUACUCUUCAUUUCCUUCUCUUAUUAAUCAGCAAAUAACCAGCUCAAAACAACACUUAGAAAUCCAUUUUAGAAAGGAAACAGCUAAUUUACUUUCCAAUAUCAUUUCAGAAAGUCACUUUCUUGAUCAGAACAACUCAUUUGCUCAUGAAACCAUCAAAACUAUAUUCAGGAUCCUAAUUAAGAAAUCUAUUUAUGUUUCCAAUUUCUGGUCAUCAAUAGUUCCUGAGUCUGACUAUUAUCAACAAGAAAACUCCAAUGUGAAAAUUCAGAAUAUGUUUCCAAAUUACAAUGAUCUCUCGCCCUCACUGUUUAUGAUGGCCCAAAAAGACUUAGUAUAUUCUCCAAAUAAUGUCUCAAUCCUUCCUCUAUUAUCUAUUAUUUGGCUCUUUAAACAUAUAUCCGAAAAGAUAAUUAGUAAACUGAAUAUAUUUGUAUCAAAUAAAAGUUCACAAAUUGACCAAGACCAUUUAAAAAUUAUUAAUAAUUCCCAAGACUUCCUCUUUCAUAUAUUUUCAUUUUUGGUCAAAUUUUUAUUUGGUUAUAGAUACCGUGAUCUGAAACAACAGAUCAACUACCAAAGCCAAAUUAACGGAAAAAAACUUCCACCAAGAAUCAAAUCUUGUAUUCUUCGGUACUAUGUACUUAAUCUUUUGGCCUAUUUACUAUGUUAUUUACACAAUAAUAAGUCAAUUUUCUCUCAUUACUAUUAUGCAAAACAAAAACUUGAGUGCUUAAUAUCAUGGAGUAAUUAUUCUCUUUCACGUACUAGUAGACCAAAUGAAGACUCAGAUUCUUUAACAGAUUUGUAUUUCUUCUUUUCCCUUCUUAAAUCAAGGAUAAAGAAUAUUGAUCAGGACCUUUCUCAUAUUAUUGACAACUUCUAUAAAGAUCACUCAAAUGGUAAUAUCUCUGAUAAAAACAAAUUCUUCAUUUAUCGUGUUAGAAAAGAUAUCAAGUUUCAGAGUGGAUUUAUUGAAACUGAGUCCAAUAGGUAUUUUGGAUUUGAAGUGGAUUCCUUUAAACCUCACCUGUCUCAUAAUAAUGCAUCUACUUUGAAUCACUUUGGUGAAUAUCUCUGUUUUUACAACUUGAGAGAACUUAAGAAUAUUGGUAUCUUUAACUAUUCAAUUGAGUUCCUUUAUCAGCAAUUCAAAAUCUUUCUGGAAUCUUCAGAAAACUUUGAGGAUCUCAAAUGUCCAUAUUCAACUAGCUACAAGAACUUUAAUAAUUUAAUGUGCGUUUCCUUUAGUCUGAUCUUCCAUUCCAGAAUGCACGAAAUCUCAUUUAUUGAUUACUAUGGUAUAUUGUAUAUACCAAGUACCUGCAAGAUAUUCUUCUAUAAAGACGGUUUUCUUUCCAACUUUUGGAAUUUUCUUAAAAAGAUCUACUUGUCAUCAGAUAUAUUCCCUCUAACUCAAUCAUCAAAAAUUCUUACUAGAAAUCUACAAACAUUACAAGAACCCACAAAAAGUAUGCCAUGCCUAAAUCUAUUAGGAAUCCUUAUUAUAAACAGUAGUUUUAUUAUGAAAGAAACCAAAAUACUUGAUGAUUUGUCAACCCAAGAUUUUGCUUUGCUACUUGAACAAGAUAAGGAACUUAUAGAAAACUUGAUUGAAUGGGUCUUAAGGAACUACUUAAUCAAAAGUCAAAUUUCUUUAUCUUUUCUAAAUUCUGCUCUUAAAGCUAUGAAACUUUGGAAUAUUCAGUCAAUUUUGAUUAGAACAAUUCAAUACUUAACUAAAGAGCUAGAAAACAAAGAUUUGCUUCAAUCUUAUAGUUUCAAUGAAAUCUCCAAUUACCUUUUGGAUAAUAAUAAUCCAUUAAAUCUUUCUCCAUUCAUUUUAUAUGCACAACUAAAAUCCUUUUCCCAUAAUCAAAAAGAUUCUUCAGAAAGAAAUUUUGAUCCAGAUAAAGACCAAUUUAGAUUAAUUCUGGGAAUCAGGUUUGUUAUUAUUUUGGUGAUUAUUGACCAAUUAUGUGAGACAAUACAAGCCAAAACAGUUCAAAUAAGUACAUUUGAUUCUUUAAUAACUCAGGAAAUGGUUACAUACUCUUUUUUGAAUCCUCACAAGGAGAACUUGACAAUAGAUACUUCAGAUCUUUUUCUUUUUAAAAAAUUAAUUCAAUUCAUGUUCAAGAUCCUCUCAUCACUUUUGGGUUUUUUUGAAACCAAUGUUGCAAAUCUGACAUAUCUAGAAUUAUAUGUCCUCAAUAGAAUUCUGUCUAUUUUAAAAUCCAUAAUUUCUGUACUUCCAGUGUCUUCACAGAUCGUUUCCAUUUCUGAAUUCUCAAGUACUCUAGACAAGAUAAUGGCUAUGUUUCUCAACUUUGGAUCUAAAAACCUGAACUCUAAUACCAUGUUUACUAUUAUGGAGUUCUUUGUUCAAAUAUAUUCUUCGCUUUCUUCUGAAUUCAAACAAAAGAUCUGGAAUACAAUCCUAUUUAAUACAAGUAAAGAACUGGAUAAACCACACUCAGAAUUAACUAAUUCCAAACUUUACUUACUUUUUAAACUAACAGAAACUGUUACUUUUAAAAAUGAAUGUUUAACUCAAAAAAAUGAGCAAGAAUUGAUUCUUGUUUGUGGUAAAGCCCUUAAUCAAAUGAUUAACUCCGAGAAUAUUGAGAUAAGUAUUAUCAGAUACUUUGCUUAUAUUGGUUUUUUCAUGAUUAAUUCAAUUGAAAAUAUCCACCACAAAAUCAGGAAUGACGAACUAAGGGAGAUUUUUAACGCUGAAAACCUCAGAAUAUUAAUUCAAAAGAUUAUUGAUAAUAGACAAGCUUUAACAUUUAAGGAAAAGAUUCACUAUAUACCAUCCUUAGUCUCCAUCUGGAACUCCAUUAAUUACUGUACUGACUUUACAGAAAUUAUUGUUGAGUUCCUUGUUUAUUGCUACUCUUCAAGAUCCAAUGAAUAUCGUUUACAAACUGUACUAUUCUUUCUCGAGGCUGUAUCAUCUUUGAAGUAUCUAUUUUUGGAUAAGAAAAUUGUUUUUUCAAUAUUAAGACAGGAUUUAUGUUUAAACUUUGAGACUCUAGCCAUUAAAUACUUUGAAAAGGAUAUACUUGAGUUAGAAAAGGUGGAGCAAAAUAUUGUAAUUCCUCAUGACCAAUCAAAAUUGACAAUAUUUGUUGCAAUGAUUUACUUAUUCGCUUUGGAAGUCUUUCAAAUUGAGAAAGAUCUUGAACCUGAAGAACAUACUAUCUUAAAAGGAAUUAGUAACAAAAUUUUUUACCUCAAAGCUUAUCAACAAAUCAACGAAUUAGCAGCCAGAGAUAAUAAUUUAAGAGAUGAUCAAAUACAAGAAGAUAUUGUAAUCAGGUCGAGUCAUGACUUACUACUUUUACACAAAGGAAUUUUUUUGGAAAGUCUCAGUUCAGAAUCAUUUGUAAGUGAAAGUAUUAAAAGAGAAAGUUAUAAGCUAAUAAUAAGGAAUAUGAAAUUUUUGUUGAGGAGAAAACAGUUCUCUAUACUAAUUUCUACUCACUUGAAUUGGGUUGAAGUUGAGAUCAAGAAGUCUAUAAUGAAUUUCAGAAGAGAUUAUUUAGAUCUGGAUUACUAUAAAUAUUUGAUUGAUAUACUUUUUGAGAUUUUGACAGAAAUACAACAACUCAGAGAAGAAAAUAAAAUUGAAGACGAGGAUAGGCUUAUAAUAGAGAAUUUGUUGAAAAUAGUCUUUCAGGUUUUAAAAUAUCAGCUUUAUUGCCAAAUAUAUUUCCACCCUAGUUAUUUUAAAUUAUUCAAAAGUUUUACUCAAGAUGAUACUUACUGUAAAGGGAAAGAUGAAGUUAAGAUUCCUGAUUUAUCAGAAAUAUUAAGACAUCACAAAAAACUUGAAGUGAUGAUUUUGAACAAGCUUGAGGAACUUUUUGAAAAUACCAACCAAUAUAAUGACCAUAUAUUCAACCUCUUAAUACUUUCUUUACUACCUUUCAACUAUUCAUAUAAUUUAGAAUAUGGUAAUGCUCGAAAUUUAGUAAACACAAGAUUAUUAAAAAGUUGGGUUGUUUUAAAAAGUUUGGUAUUAAAUGAGAUAAAAAAGGAAGCAGAAGUCUCUAUAGAAAUAUGUAGAUCCAAUCUGAUUAAUAAGAUAAAGAUAUUUCUUAACAAUUAUUUAAACGUUUUAAAGAAGCUAGAUCAAGAUUCAUUUUCUAUAGUUUUGCCAUCUUCUGCAAUAGUAGCUUGGUUUCAAACUUUAUUCGAACAACAGGGCAGAGAAAUAAUGGGACAGUUAGAAACUUGUGUAAGUGAUAAUGAAUUACAGGAAAUGGAAAACGAGUUUUCAAAGUGGAUUAAUCUGGGAGGUUUUUAUUUACCAAAAGGACAUCAAAAUAUCUCAAUAGAGUUGAUUUCAAGACUGGAGUCAUCUGAAGAAGAAGUAUUAGAAUACAGUAACUCGAAGAAACAAGAACGAAAGAAAAAUAAUCUUGCUUUCAUAAAAGAAUUCAAAAAGGAAAUACUAGGAAUUUUAGAACUAAUCAACUAA
Molecule: messenger RNA, 7461 nt
Organism: Cryptosporidium ubiquitum
Lineage: Eukaryota; Apicomplexa; Conoidasida; Eucoccidiorida; Cryptosporidiidae
Exons: 1
Coding region: 1-7461 (2486 amino acids)
Source: RefSeq, a predicted model, not a curated record